AUGGGUAUGAAAACCAAUGUAAUUAUCAAUAAAUCAAUUAUUUAUGUUUAUUAUUUAUUAUUAAUACUACAGAUUUGCGGAUCUCAAACGAAAAUUGUGAUACAAAUACUUAUUGUUCUUCUUUGUCCUCCUCACAAUGCCAUUUCUAACGUCGAGAAGCCUCUAUCCAGGGCAGCCAUUCCGUGA
Messenger RNA from Nezara viridula (southern green stink bug), 186 nucleotides. Lineage: Eukaryota; Metazoa; Arthropoda; Insecta; Hemiptera; Pentatomidae. The record is from the annotation of a GenBank genome assembly.